CAAGAGUUCGAAGAGCAAAAGCAAACCAAAGAAUUCGAAAUUAUCGACCAUUAUAACUCGAAACUGAGAGAACCUGCUCAAUUCACGGCACGACUGGAUCAAGAACCUUACAAGUAAAUGGAUGCUGAUCCCAUCAGACAGACUGACGAUGACGACAUUUUCGAUUUUGCAAUGGCCCUCGUGCAGAAUAGAACCAUCGAGGAAUGCUACGAUCUCCUGGAUAGAAUCACAAGUGAAUCUAUCAACGCAAGAGACUCUCAGGGUUACACUCGGCUCGAAUGGGCCACAGCGUUUUCCAGACGUGAUUUUCGCAGCUAUUUGAUCACGAAAGGAGCCACGCCAACGGGCAAUCAAUUCCAUCGCAACGUACUAUUCAUCGCGCUCCAGUACGUCAAUCAAAACUGGAACGAAACACUGGACGGCUUUUCUCCCGAAACGAUUGAUUUUAGCGGAGCCAAUGCGAUGAACGACACGGCCUUGCAUUUGGCCUUGUACGGAGCCAAAUGGGGUUUUGUAACUGCCAUUCUCGAUCAACCUGAAAAUGACGAGGUCAACACGGUCAAUUCUUCGGAGGAAACGCCGCUGCAUUUAGCCGCGAAAUCCAAAUGCGGAAUAAGGACAUUCGAUGAAAUAGUACGACGAACGACGAGGGAUAAGAUCAAUGCAUUCGACGCAUACGGUUACACUGCACUCCACUGGGCAGCAGCUAGCGAACGAUCGGCGAAGAAGAUUCAAUCGCUGUUGGAUAAAGGAGCCGAUGUCAACGCUCAAGACAAAGGCGACGGAAAUACAGCUCUCCAUUUGGUGUUAAUGAAGAAAUCGAUAACUGGCGCUGAGCAAUUGCUGAAAUGCGACAACUUGGACGUGAAUGUGAAGGCAACACGCAGGUGGACGGCACUACAUCAGGCUGCCGCAUGGAGCAAUGUUCCAGCUGACUUGUUUAAGAAAAUCCUUCAGAAAUCUUGCGACGUCAACGCAAAGACAAUUUUGGGAAGAACUGCUCUCCACUUGGCACUGCGCAAAAGAUCGGCCACUGCCACCGAUGAGCUUUUGAGCUGUGGGUACAAUCAGAAGGGUCCAGUCGUGAACGUGGACGUUGGCGAUGGCCACGGGAAAACGGCUCUGCACUACGCUGCCCAGUGGCCCGACAUCCCGCCGCCUCUUUUCAACGCGAUUCUAGAUAACACAAUCGAUUUAAACGCCAAAGAGAAAACAAGGGGAUUGACGGCUCUUCAUUUGGCCAUCGACGCUCAAUCGGAAACUGCCAUUACUCAACUGCUCAAACAUGAAAAAGUGGACGUCAACGUCGAGGAUAACCAAAAGCGAACAGCGACUCAUUUGAUGGAUUCGUGGCCGGACAUGCCACCCGAUUUACAUUUACUUAUGAACAUUCGGCUUCAAAAAUUGAACGAUACUCCCGAUCACGAACACUCCAUCGGCCAAGACGUGUCUGUUGACACUGACGGCAAAUUGCGCAAACAAGACGCGAAUAAAGAAGAGGAAGACGAUGACGUGGCAAGACAAGAACCUAACGAAAGGAAUGAAUUGGCAAAAUCCGUCAACCAAACGGAAUCCCCGAGCAAAACAAUUGCCGUGGAAGAAAACGAAUUUCGUCAACUAUGCGCUCUCGACCAACUCAACGAACGAAAAUCUGAAGCUGGUCCAGAACGUUCACUUAGCCAACUCGUUUCCUUCAGUACAUUGGGUUUGAUUCCCCUAUUCUUAAUACCGCUUGCUGCAAUCAUUUUCGCUACAAUGAAAUAAUAAAAGAGUGUCCAAAAUUG
Messenger RNA from Daphnia magna, 1784 nucleotides. RefSeq names its product serine/threonine-protein phosphatase 6 regulatory ankyrin repeat subunit B-like. The transcript has 3 exons. The record is from RefSeq and is a predicted model, not a curated record. Bases 118 to 1764 code for a protein of 548 amino acids. Gene Ontology annotation, molecular function: protein binding. NCBI's taxonomy places the organism in Eukaryota, Metazoa, Arthropoda, Branchiopoda, Diplostraca, Daphniidae.